This is a messenger RNA of Lagenorhynchus albirostris (white-beaked dolphin), 3152 nucleotides long. RefSeq names its product NTPase KAP family P-loop domain containing 1 (gene NKPD1). Bases 660 to 2840 code for a protein of 726 amino acids. Lineage: Eukaryota; Metazoa; Chordata; Mammalia; Artiodactyla; Delphinidae. The record is from RefSeq and is a predicted model, not a curated record. The transcript has 3 exons.
CCCCAGGCCGGGGGGAUGAGGUGGGCAGGGGCCACGCGCCAGGCCCCCAACCCUCACCAACUCCAGCUCUCACCCCCGUUUCCUCUGCCCCUCGGGUUCUCCCGUGCCUGCCUCUCAACAGCCUCCUUCCCUCGCUUCCGCGCCUCACAUUUUAAACCCAGUGCCCCCCGCCUCAUCCCCAGUUUGCUCAGCCUCUCCCCAGACUGGACCACGCCGACUUCAUCUGCUCCCCUAGAGGCCCCUCCCUCCAACCCCUCAUUAGGUCCCAAAUGUCUCAGCCCUGACAUUUCAGCCGCUCGCCUGCCCGGUGGCUCGCUGCUCCCCGCCUCUCACCGCACUGGUUUCAAGUCCCUUCAGAGGGUGCCGGCCUCCACCGCCCACAGCGCACCCGCCCAGUACCCAGCUCCCCCCUGAUCUUACUCAGCCAGCCCCUGGCUCCCAGCCCACGUCGGCUCAGCACCCGCACUGUCCCAGCCUCUUGGAAACUCCCAGCAGCUCCCGAACACCCAGGCCUUGGAAACCUCACCCACCCCAAAUUACCCCCCAAGCGUUCUCAUCCUCGCGCGCCUGGCUGUCCCGUCCCCCUAUCCUGACCUCUCCCUGUUACUCUGAAGAGCACCCCCAUGCCACCUGGGUAGCCCAGGACCCCAACAUCCGGGAUGAGGUCUCAUCUAUCGCAGGUCUCGGGGCCGUCCGGUGGGUGGGUUCUCGCUGCUGGCGCCCGAGGGGGCUGGGUACUGAGCCCGCCUCUCGUCCCCACCCCCAGCAGGCCCCCCGCCGCCAUGAACCAGCACUACACCAUCCACUUCGCCAAGGGUGCCCUGCCCCCCCGGACGCCCACCAAGCGCUACUGCUCGGACAGGGAAUUGGGGCACCAAAAAGAUAUCCUGACAGAGGAUGACGUCUACUGCAGCUGCCUGGCCAAGACUCUCUGCCACGUGCCUGUCCCUGUGACCGUGGGUUUCUACGCCCCCUUUGGCUGCCGCCUGCACAUGAUGCUGGACAAGAUCAUGGCGCUGAUGCAGCAGGAGGCGACCCAGAGGGAGGCCGAGGAGCUGCGGCACGUGCAGUGGCAGCUGAGGCCCGUACGGGGCUGGGGCUUCUCGAAGCUGCUGUGGUACCUGGUGUUCCUGCAGCCCAUCAUCACCGAGUUGCAUCUGCGGCGCAAGAACGUCAAAUUCCUCUUCAUCCGUUUCAGCGCCUGGCAGUACGCAGGCAGUGACAAGCUGUGGGCCGGCCUGGUGGCCACGCUGUGCGAGGGCAUCCGCCAGCAAUACGGCGCACUGCCCUUCAGCUUGUACUCGGUGCUGGGCAAGAAGGCGGCCACGAGGCUGGACUACCGCCAUCGCGAGUGGCACUGCCGGAGCCGAGUGUGCCUGGCAAUGCUGGGGCUGCUGGCGGCGUUCAGCCUGGGCAUGAGCCUGCUCUACCUGUCGAUGAGCUCCCACGUACUGGGCCACGGCAACAUGUUCCGGGCAUUCGGCGGCGCGGCCACCACGCUUUCGAGCUCCGGGCUGCUCAUGGCCUUGUUCUCGCUGGGCAAGCACUUGUUCGUGAGCCAGCGCAAGAGAAUUGAGCGGCUGGUGUCGCAGGAGAGGUUCAGCAGCCAUCUGGGAUUCAUGUGCGAGGUGAAGAAGGAGGUGGGGCUGCUCACCGACUUCCUGUGCUUCCUGGAGAUCUACCAGCGGCGCCGGCUGCGCGUCGUGCUCGAGAUCACAGGGCUGGACACGUGCUACCCGGAGCGCGUGGUGGGCGUGCUCAAUGCCAUCAACACGCUGCUGUCCGACAGCCACGCGCCCUUCAUCUUCAUCCUGGUGGUGGACCCCAGCAUCCUGGCCGCGUGCCUCGAGAGCGCCGGCUCCAUGAAGGGCACGGCCGACAACGGUUACCUCUUCCUCAACCGCACCGUCACGCUACCCUUCUCCGUGCCCAUCAUGGGCCGCCGCACCAAACUGCAGUUCCUGCACGAUGCGGUGCGAAGCCGCGACGACCUGCUCUAUCGCGAGAUGACGCUCAACGUGAGGUCGCGGGGCGGGACCGGGGGCGGGGCGGGGACCGGGGGCGGGGCGGGGGGCGGGGACGAGGCGGGGGCGGGGGGCGGAGACGUCGCGCCUCUCCUGGAGAUGGAGGGGCCGGCCCGGGCCGAGAGCGCGCAAAGCCUCCUGGAAGUAAAGGCGGCGCGCAGCAUCCAGGAGGCGCUCUGUUGCCUGCACGACGAGUACGACUGCCUCAUCGAUUACGUGCCCGACAACGUGGUGUCCAUGCGGCGCAUCGUCAACACCGUGCCCAUCACCGUGCGCCUGCUGCAACGGCAGCAGGGGGACUUUGAGGGCCUCUCGCCGCGCCAGGCCGUGGCUUGGGUCGUGCUCGCCAACCAGUGGCCGUGCCGUCUCAGCUGGGCCCUGCAGUGCCUGGAGGACCAGCAGCAGGCAGGGAGCGCGCCCGAAGCCUACGCGCCCCUCUGGGACGUGUUCUGCGACCACAGCCUCGAGCUGCACACCAUGACCGCGACGCUGCAGAAGGUGCUCGACCUGGACGGCGACCCCGAGCUUUUCCGGCGCUUCCUGGGCGCUGACUUCCCCUUCACCGUGGCCGAGGCGCAGAGCCUCUUGCGCUGUACGGUUAACCUGGACCACUCCAUACGCCACCGCAUGGGCCUCAUCCGGGCCGUCAGCACGCUCAAGACGCCCCGCCCGCCCGAGUCCCCUGCCCGCAAAGACACGCACGCCGCCAGCGGAGCCAACCACGCCCCCGGGGCGGCCUGGGCAGGCCAGGCUCCUGCGCGUGUCUGCGAAGCCCACCAACCCCAGGACGGGGGCAAGUCCAGACCCAUGGCCUGAGUGCCCUUCACUUGGGGUCAGUCUAGCCCAGGUGGGCCUUGAAUGGAAGACCUUGGGCGCAGCAGAGGGCAACACUUCCUUCUGCCCAGAUGAGGGUGUAGGGGGCCUAACUGGGUCCAAGUCCCAGGGUCCAGUGUCCGGAAUGAGGCCUGUGGUGGCCACAUUCCCCAGGUGAAUCUGUGAGCCAGAGAGAACUGUUGGCGGUAGCCACCAGGAGUGGGGCAGUGUAUCAGUGACAGCAUCUGAGAGCCCGGGCAGAAGGACCCAUGAGGAACUCGGGGUUCAAGUGCAAUAAAUGAAGAUGUAAAAACC